CCUCUCCGAUUCGCAAAGUGAAGUCACUUCCCAAAAUUAGCUGAAAAAAAGUUUCAUCCGGUUAACUGUCUCUUUUUCGCCCCGCUACAACAACAAACGUGCAAAGCGGGGAAGAGGGCAAGGAGCUCACUGGGGGGACGCGGACAGGGGGCCAGGAGCCGGAGAGGUGCGGGAGCGGAGACAAUCCGAAGGGGCUGCGGGGUUAGGCUCUAACCGGGUCAAUGUGUGGAAUAUUGGGGGGCUCGGCUGUAGACUUCGCCAAAUGGACGGGACUAUUAAGGAGGCUCUGUCGGUGGUGAGCGACGAUCAAUCUCUUUUUGACUCCACAUUUGGAGCAGCUCAUCUCCCCAAGAACGACAUGACCGCCUCUGGCAACCCUGACUAUGGCCAGCCCCACAAAAUCAACCCCCUCCCACCUCAGCAGGAGUGGAUCAACCAGCCUGUGAGGGUCAAUGUUAAGAGGGAAUAUGACCACAUGAAUGGAUCCAGGGAGUCUCCAGUAGACUGCAGUGUUAACAAAUGCAGCAAGCUAGUUGGUGGAAACGAGUCCAAUCCAAUGAAUUACAACACCUACAUGGAUGAGAAAAACGGUCCCCCUCCUAAUAUGACCACCAAUGAGAGAAGAGUCAUCGUCCCUGCAGAUCCGACUCUGUGGACCCAGGAACAUGUACGCCAGUGGCUGGAGUGGGCAAUAAAGGAAUAUGGCUUAAUGGACAUUGAUACAACCUUGUUCCAGAAUAUGGAUGGCAAAGAACUGUGUAAAAUGAACAAGGAGGACUUUCUCCGAACCACCUCCCUGUACAACACAGAUGUGCUGUGGUCACACCUUACUUACCUCAGGGAAAGUAGCUCUCUGCUUGCAUAUAAUACUCCCUCUCAUACAGACCAGUCCUCAAGACUGACUGCCAAGGAAGAUCCUUCUUAUGAAUCAGUCAGGAGAGCAGGAUGGGGCAAUAACAUGAAUUCAGGCCUCACCAAAAGUCCUCCCAUUGGAGGAGCACAAAACAUAAAUAAGAAUACUGAACAGCAACGCCCUCAACCAGAUCCUUAUCAAAUACUGGGCCCAACCAGCAGUCGCCUAGCAAACCCAGGGAGCGGGCAAAUCCAGCUGUGGCAAUUCCUCCUUGAGCUGCUCUCGGAUAGCUCCAACGCCAGCUGCAUCACUUGGGAGGGGACCAAUGGGGAAUUCAAAAUGACGGACCCCGAUGAGGUGGCCAGGCGCUGGGGGGAGCGGAAGAGCAAGCCCAAUAUGAAUUAUGACAAGCUGAGCCGGGCCCUCCGAUACUACUAUGAUAAAAACAUUAUGACCAAAGUGCACGGCAAAAGAUAUGCCUACAAAUUUGACUUCCACGGCAUUGCCCAAGCUCUUCAGCCCCACCCAACUGAAUCGCCCAUGUACAAGUACCCUUCGGAUAUCUCCUAUAUGCCUUCCUACCAUGCUCAUCAACAGAAGGUGAACUUUGUUCCUCCUCACCCAUCCUCCAUGCCUGUCUCUUCCUCCAGCUUCUUUGGAGCAGCAUCACAAUACUGGACCUCCCCAACUGGGGGCAUUUACCCAAACCCCAACGUCCCCCGCCAUCCCAAUACUCAUGUCCCCUCACACUUAGGUAGUUACUACUAGGAGUUGUAUUCUCAAUAUCCUUUUAGCUGCACACACAUGCAUUCCUCAUAGUUCCUGGGAUACUUUGGACUUUGAAGGCUAUCUGUGACCAUGAAGACAAAAACCAAACUGGAUGUUCUUUCUUGCUGGAUAGAACCUUUUUAGCUCUUCUUUAAAAAAAAAAAAAAAGUUGGUAACUUUUGCUUCCUGUACUUAAAUAGAGAGAUGGAUAUUUCUAUUGGCCAGUAUUCCAGUUUGGAUUCACAGUCUCCUUUGACCUUUAAGGAGUUGAACAUUCAGAUUACUGGAACGGUUCUAACAUAUUUUAUGAAAGAAACCUACAAUCCUUUUUUAAAAAUUUUAUGACCCAAAGCUGUUUAUCAAAGACACAGGUCUCAUCAAGGACCUCAUAAAGAUUAUUAUGAACAUGGAUCAUGGACUCACUGCUCACUAGACCAGUCAUGCACUGGUUUGGGACCUUAAUUAGGGGGGGAUGAUGGGAAGCCUCCAAGCCUAUGCUAGAAGAAUCAGAAAGUGAACCUGACAGCAUUGCUAAUUUGACAAGUGGAUGGCAACUGGAACACUGGCUGAAAGGCUAGUGAAGUUUUCACCCAACUGGAAUCUUUUUUUUUAAAGCACGUAUGCGUGUGUGUGAGUGAGUGUGUCAUGUUGAAAAAGCCAAGGGCAUUGCAAAAUCCCGUCUCACUGUGCAAUGCACACUAGGCAAAGCAUUUUCUCUGGGAGUAGCUGAGAUCAGAAUCGGGAGAAUUUUAAUGCAAGCACAGACAUUCCUGAAACUUAUAAAGGUAAAUGACUAAUUAAUUUUUUUUAAAUGGAUGACAGUAGGUCCCAGAACUUGGAAGAGUUGUAGGGAUUUCGAAACAUAAACAGAUUCGCAAGCGCUGUGCGUUUGUCAGAAGGUCAUUCCAGGAUCAACAAAUCAGAAGGCAACUUACUGUAUAAAUUAUGCAGAGUUAUUUUCCUAUAUCUCACAGUAUUAAAAAAAUUAAUAAAAAUUAAAAAUAAGAAGGAAACGAGUUGACCUCGGUCACAAAUGCAGUUUUUACUAUCAAAUUGGUUGUCGUGUGUUUUUUUUUUUAAUGUAAUUUGUACAUCUUUUGUCAAUCUGUACAUUUGGGCCAUUGCUUUGUACUUUUUAGCUAGGUUAAAAAGAAAAAAAAAAGGAGGGCGACGUAUCUUAACUACGACUGGAAGGAAACAAAACAUUUAAGUGUCUCUUCAAAGUGAUGCACUGGUGCCAUUAUUUAACAAAAGAAGACAAGGGAGUAAAACUAAUCUGUUUAGAUCAUUAGUGCUUCAGUGACAUUAAUAAAUAACAAUAUUGCAAUAAUCACAACUUGUGCUUUACAAAACAAAUAAACUUACCCUCGUGGAUACGAGACUUUUCCUGUUCUAUAUAUGCAAUGUAUUUUUUUGGAUAUUAAAAUAUAUAUAAUUUUGCAGGUAAUCUUUGUCCUUUUUUUAAACUGUAUUAGUGUUACGCUGACAACUGUUAUAUGAAGAUUAUGUUGUAAAAUAAUGUGACAAAAUAAAUUGUGCCUUCUUUCAA
Molecule: messenger RNA, 3170 nt
Organism: Sarcophilus harrisii (Tasmanian devil)
Lineage: Eukaryota; Metazoa; Chordata; Mammalia; Dasyuromorphia; Dasyuridae
Gene: FLI1
Product: Fli-1 proto-oncogene, ETS transcription factor
Exons: 9
Coding region: 263-1621 (452 amino acids)
Biological process (GO): cell differentiation; regulation of transcription by RNA polymerase II
Cellular component (GO): nucleus
Molecular function (GO): DNA-binding transcription factor activity, RNA polymerase II-specific; sequence-specific DNA binding
Source: RefSeq, a predicted model, not a curated record